CUCACCCACGUGCACGUCCAUAAAGACGUGCACGCGCACGUUAUAUAAGCUACGCGACAGCUUGUUCGGUUUGCAUUGUUGUCGGAGCGAAGUCUGCGUCGUCUCGCGAGUGAGUUUAUGGCACCGACAAUGUCAUCGCGGACCGCGGUACGGGGGAUCGAGUUCACUUUGACCCUGCUGCUCGUGUCAUCCGCGCAGGCGGUCAACUACGAGGCUCAUAGACACGACGUGAUAGUAGCGAAUGAGGACGACAACAUAAUCCUGACGACCCGCGACUUUCUCGAGCAGCUGAAUUUCGUGGCGCCGAAAGAGAGUUACACGUUGCAAGAGGCGACGGAGCACUUGCUGCAGUUCGGCGCACUCCUGCGGGCGCGAAUACUCGACACCUUCGGCAGCCUCCUGUACGUCUAUUACGACGACUUCGGCAUAGCGGAAGUGGAGGCGUUGCGCAAAGUGUACCGCGAGAUUCUCGAGCGACGGUACGAUGUAUUCGACCUGGUCCCCAACGUCCUGAAGAAUCAGGACACGAGACCGUCCAGGAUCUGCGCCGAGAUCUACGAUCGCGCUACGGAUACCUGUCUGCGGAGUAGCGCGAGCAUGUGCCGCAGAAUCAGGAAUAAGCAACACGAUAUCUCGCAUCCCGACGAUCGCGACACGCCCGCGUUGAAUGUCACGUACCGGAUGUACCGUUCGUCCAAGAUAUCGAAGCAGUAUCCCGGAGGUUUCUCGCUGGCGACGACGCUGAGGUUUCUGCAACGGGAAGCGCUGACGAUCACGCCCAAUCUGCUUUCCGGACUCCUCUGCAACGUGAGGUACGAGAACUACGACGACGACGUGCGCCUCGCUGAGAAGGAACUCGUACGACACUUUCACGAAACCACGGAGACUGAAAUUUCGAUUCCCACGAAGGAGCUGAGGAAGUUCCACACUGUCAACUCCUUCCUCAAGCACUACAUCGACACGUACGCCGAGAAAUCUCUGGACAAUGAUCUGAAGAAGCACGCGUUCCUCAUUGCGAGACGCAUUACCGACGACGUCGGCACGAUCGACGAGAAUAUCCACUUGCUCGGCAAUGCGUACGAGAACGGAACGAUUCACAUCGGAUACCUGUUCGAUCUCGUGCUACCCGACGAUCUACUUGAGAACGACGUUAUCGAGGCUAAGAAGUACUUAGUGACGAAAUUAAACGAAUUCAACGUGGUGGAGAAAUAUCUCAGGGUGCAAAAGUAUCAGCAGAUCACUCCCGCUCAGCUGACGAUGGAGAUCACUGGGCAGCUGAGAGAUAUCGACUUCGCCAAGAGCAUCGCGACAUCGCUGCGGAUGCACGCGAGAUUCUGGCGCGGGAGUCGCAUGAUCGAGAGCCUCGACGAUCUGCUGGAGCUGUUCGACUCCUACGAAAAUCUGCGGCAAGUGCCACGCUAUGCGCGCAUGAUGCGGAAGAUUGACGGGAUCAUCGAGAGUCUACGGGAUAUGAAAGACGUCCCCGUUGAGAUUCUUUGCAACGCUCCGCGAGCUUGCCUACGAAUAGGUCUGCAAUUGGUUUUACGUUGCAGAUUCAUAAGUUCCGAAAUCAAGGAGUACAUCAAGGGCUUCCUCGAGUUGAGCAACGUGUGCAUCUACCCCGUGAUACCCCCGGAAUCGAGACGUUCGGUGGAGAUCCCGUUCAGGAUAUCGAAAGUGCGUUACAGUACAGCGUUUCAAAAUAGGAGCACGUUUAUCGGCAAGGUUCCGACUCCACCCAGCGUCGUACUGCACAGAUCCAAAACGUCGGUCAAAAUUAGAGUUCCAACGGAACCCUGGGACACUACGGAGUUUACCAGCACGAUUACACCGAUGACUACGCCCAUAAAGCCAAUCUCGACGACCCAUCGUGAAGAGACAACUACACCCAUAACGAGUACUACAGCGGCAACAACUACACCGUUAGCUACAACGUCACCCACAACAACUACGACAUUACCUACCACAACGACUACAACAACAUUGCCUACGACGACCACAACAUUACCUACGACGACUACAACAUUAUCUACGACUAUAACAACGUUGCCAACAACAACUACGACAUUGUCUACGACGAUCACUACGACGUUACCCACGACGACUACCACUCUAUCGCCCACGACAACUACUACGGAAUUGCCCACGACGACUACGACAACGUUGCCCACGACAACUACUACGGCAUUGCCCACGACGACUACCACUCUAUCGCCCACGACAACUACUACGGCAUUGCCCACGACGACUACCACUCUAUCGCCUACGACAACUACUACGGCAUUGCCUACAACAACUACUGCAACAACAUCGCCUACGGUUACGACAAAGCGACCGACCAUCGACGUGAAAAUGAAACUGAAACGUUCGACAGUCAGGACAGUUACCUUUCCGUAUGACAGAAAGCCUACAGAAAACGUGACCGUAUUUAUUACGACACCUAUCCCGACGACACCCUGCGAGUCUAUCGAAUGCAAGUCAACUAGCAAACGUGUCGAAACGACAACCGCUCUGCCCUCGACGACGCAAUCUCUGACGACGACGACGACGAUGCAGACUUCUACUCCCGAAAUUACUCGAACAACGUCUCCUGGACCACCAUCAACCUAUCGAGACUUCACCGAGCCUACGGCUUCUUCGACGACAGAUGUUACGCCGGUUACAAAAGGCGACUGUCCGAAGAGCUGCCUGGAACGCUGUAGACCCAAGAGUGAGAGCUUCGAGCCGCCGUCGAGAAGAAGCUCCUGCGACACAAGCUGCGAUUCCGUGACGGAAGAUUGCGAGGAUGAUACCUCCAAGGAUUCUCUGGAAUGCAAACUGGAGAGCGACGGGAAUUGCGAGUGCCCUCCCAAGGAAGAAAAGAGCAUCGAGUGUAUGACGUUGUGCCCUCCGGACAGCUUGUCGUGCGAAGAAGCCCAUGGCGACUGCAUAACGUCGGUGGUACCGUCGAUCGACAUGAAGCUUCGACGCAACAUGAAGCGGACACGCAGCAUGUGCGAGAUCCGGGAUCCCCAUCGUCGCCGUCAGUUGAAACGGCUGGCGAAGAUGCGGGCGAUCAGCGCCGCCUCCGCCACGGUCGCGACGUCGCGCGUCGACGUUCUCAGGCCGACGACGUCGCGCCAUCGAGAUCGGAUCGCGACCAAAAAGCUGUACAAUCUAUUAGCCACCAAAUUACCCCAUUCCAACGAUAGGAAGAUGGCGGAAUACUUGCUGAAGAGACCUCACGACGGCGGGCUGAGCGGGAACGACAAAGAUCGAAGACGUCGCAGACAACGGCAGCAGGUCUACAGGCAGGGGAGAGGACGGCUGACGAGAAAAUUCAGCGGAAAACUAAGCCGAGGGACAACGGUGCAUCGCACGAGAGGGGCCGCGUCAUUUCGCCAUAGUCAGAUCAAAAGGAUAUCCGGGGGCGACGCGAGAUCGAUCAGCGCGUAA
This is a messenger RNA of Temnothorax curvispinosus, 3435 nucleotides long. RefSeq lists its product as uncharacterized. The transcript is spliced from 3 exons. The record is from RefSeq and is a predicted model, not a curated record. The coding region runs from base 118 to 3435 and encodes 1105 amino acids. NCBI's taxonomy places the organism in Eukaryota, Metazoa, Arthropoda, Insecta, Hymenoptera, Formicidae.